This is a messenger RNA of Aspergillus pseudoviridinutans, 1194 nucleotides long. Its product is annotated as glycerophosphodiester phosphodiesterase family protein. Gene Ontology annotation, molecular function: phosphoric diester hydrolase activity. Bases 1 to 1194 code for a protein of 397 amino acids. The transcript has a single exon. Gene Ontology annotation, biological process: lipid metabolic process. Lineage: Eukaryota; Fungi; Ascomycota; Eurotiomycetes; Eurotiales; Aspergillaceae. The record is from RefSeq and is a predicted model, not a curated record.
AUGUCCUUACGGCACGUUGUUUACGUUAUAUGUGCAGCUGCGUGGCUUGCUAGCAUAGACUUUGCUGCUGGCUUCCCAACGCAGCUUGUUAGGUCCAAUGUCAAGUUCAAUAAUCCCGGACAGCCCGUUGACAUUGAUGGCUCUCCGCAGUCCGAGGAAACUGGCCCCACUAGAAAUUUUGUAUCGCGGCCUAAAGAGGAAGACUUCGCCGCGAAUUCUCUUUCCCGGUCAACACUAGAGGGAACCAGUGAUGAGUCUCCCUGGCCGUCUACGGACUCCGACUUUUCCACCGAUUCCUCGCAGCUUUCUCUUGGGCAAGACUAUCCUUUCGAAUAUGAGGAGCAGUCCGAUGAAUAUCAUACGGAUCGAAAACCAAUUUUUGCCAUCGCCCAUAGAGUCUUGACAAUUCAGGGAAUGAAGGAUGCGGUAGCCCAUGGCGCCAAUGCUCUUGAAAUUGAUAUGCGGGGCUGGAGCUCAUGGGGCCGCCAGGGCUGGUAUUGUGACCAUGACGGCACAGUCACCAGUCCCGGAGACAAAGCAGUGGAUAUGUUCAGAGCAAUUGAAGACCAGCGCCGAAACGGCAAGACAAUUAACUUCGUCUGGUUAGAUCUGAAGAAACCAGACGAAUAUAGCACCGACGAGAACGCGAUCGAAGGACUCCGGGACCUGUCCAGGAUAUACUUGCAAGGAUCGGGUGUGCGAGUUCUGUACGGAUUUUCCCGAAGCCAUGUGAAUGGCAGGGCAUUCGGCGUCAUUCGCGACGAACUUAACUCCCUUGAAGCAGUCAGCAUCAACGACAGGGCAGCCAAUGUCCAUAACGCGUUUCAACGCCGUGGGACUAAAAUCCAAAAUGAAAAGAGGGUCGCGGACUACGGCUAUUUUUGGCUUGAUUUUGAGUUUGGAAAUUGCUCUGAAUCGGAUUAUUAUACCUGUACCGAGUUGAGAAAGGCAGGUAGAAUGAGAGAUGAGGGGAAGUUCGGUAAAGUUUUCGGCUGGACGCUUGCAACUGAUCAAGCUAAACUUGCCAACGCUCUCCUUGGGGCUGCACAAGUUGAUGGUCUUAUUUACGGUUUCAAAGCAAGCGCAUAUAAGGACCACAAAGAUACCAGGGCUCCUUUGAAAGAUAUACAAAAUUGGGUCCAGAGAAAUAAUGAGACUCAUUACCUUGCUGGCCAGAAUGACUCGCCCUGGUAA